Molecule: messenger RNA, 447 nt
Organism: Protobothrops mucrosquamatus (brown spotted pit viper)
Lineage: Eukaryota; Metazoa; Chordata; Lepidosauria; Squamata; Viperidae
Product: zinc finger protein 572-like
Exons: 2
Biological process (GO): regulation of transcription by RNA polymerase II
Cellular component (GO): nucleus
Molecular function (GO): RNA polymerase II cis-regulatory region sequence-specific DNA binding; DNA-binding transcription activator activity, RNA polymerase II-specific
Source: RefSeq, a predicted model, not a curated record
CAGAGGAGUCACACAGGAGAGAAACCCUUUGAAUGUCCUUAUUGUGGAAAAAGUUUCAGUUGCUAUUCCAACCUGGUGACACACCAGAGGACUCACACAGGAGAGAAACCCUUUGAAUGUCCUUAUUGUGGAAAAAGAUUCAGUGAGAAUUCCCACCUGGUGACACACCAGAGGACUCAUACACGAGAGAAACCGUUUGAAUGUCCUGAUUGUGGGAAAAGUUUCAGUUGCUAUUCCAACCUGGUGAGACAUCAGAGUACUCACACAGGAGAGAAACCCAGGACUCACAUAGGAGAGAAACUGUUUGAAUGUCCUGAUUGUGGGAAAGGUUUCAGUGAGAAUUCCAGCCUGUUGAGAUACCAGAGGACUCACACAGGGCAGAAAUUUUUCAAAUGUCCAGUCUGUGGACAUUACUUCACUCAUAAAUCACCCCUUAUUGCACACUAG